This is a messenger RNA of Ogataea angusta, 2136 nucleotides long. RefSeq lists its product as uncharacterized. Gene Ontology annotation, molecular function: protein binding. The record is from RefSeq and is a predicted model, not a curated record. The transcript has a single exon. NCBI's taxonomy places the organism in Eukaryota, Fungi, Ascomycota, Pichiomycetes, Pichiales, Pichiaceae. The coding region runs from base 1 to 2136 and encodes 711 amino acids.
AUGACGGUUGAGACAGACCAGUACAACGCGACGCGGCGCAUAGCCGGCGCAGUGUCGAACCAGGCGUCGGUAGACCAGCUGAGCGACGAGAUGUCCGAGUCGCUGCUCCUAAGCGACGACGGCGCAGGGUUUAUACAGCUGUUCAAAGAAAGCUCCGUCGAAGAGAUCCAUGUCAUGGCAUUUCUGCAGAAGAUGUUGGUGUCCGAAAAACUGGACGAGUAUUUCCGAGUCUGGAUCAAUCACGUGGACAGGUUUCCAAGCAGCACAAACCUGGUGGCAUGGGAUUGUCUGCACAAGACUCUGGCCAGGCUGGCGGCCCAAAGGUUUGCCAAUGUGACCACCAAACAGGAAUUCGACGCGGAGUUUGCAAAGCUCGCGGGAGAAAGCACGCUGACCACGUUUGGCGCCAUGGUCCAGCACUUACUCGCCUUCAGAGUGCUGGGAGACUCGAACGAGGCCAAGUCGUCGUUCGAAGACACCGUCCUGAGUCGGUUGUCCAAGCUGAAUUUCCCCAAGGCCACCGAAUCGAAUCACGAAAUUGACCUGCUGAUAGAUACCGUCAUCUUUGUUUACCAGCACCACCGCCUGGACCUUCCUGUGGAGACCAUUAUCGAGCAGGGCCUGCACAAAUCUUACCAGAACAUACCCCUGAUGAAGCUGUGGUGUCUGGCCUCCAUACAGAAAAACGACAUGGAUACGCUUGUACCAGCAUACAGGGUGUAUCUUAGCUACAACCACGAGCGGCAAGUGCAGAACUUCGGCGGCCACGUCGACAUCUUCGAAACCAUAGAUCUCUCGAGCAGUGUGCUGGGAUACCUCGUCUCAACCAAGCUGCGGCGCAACGUGUACGACCAGGUGGUCGUCUGGUACAACGAUCUUCGAAACAUGGUGGAAAAGGACCUUAUAGAGAUGUUAGGGGAGGGGCCAUAUACAGUGCUUCUGACACGCAAAUUGGCGUCAAUCUGGUACAAUCUCGGCAAAAUCUCACAGCAGCUGUGCAACAUCCACACAGUAACCAAGGAAAUACUGGACUCGCGACUCAGCCACACACUGAAAUAUUUCGAGCACGCCGUGGAGCUUGUUCAGAGUCUGCCGGCACAUCAGCCCAAUGAUACGCAAAUAGGCCGCUGGUAUUUCGACUACUCUUUCUCGCUGAUCAAAAUGGGCAGACUGAAAGAUGCCAUCAGGAGCCUCAAGAUUGCAAUCAGGCACGACCCGGAUAAUAUUCAGUAUCUCAACAUGAUUACUCUAGUGUAUUCAACCACGGAGGAAAACCUAGAUAAAGCGCUGAAAAUCAGCUCUGAGGUGAUACUUAACCUAAAAGCACAGCUUGCCGAGAUGCCCCCUGCCGAGCUCAACAGCGCACGCAAAUGGGACAUUCUGCAAAUGUUCAUGACCUAUAUUGCGCUCGUGGGAGCCGACCAGGACACGUUCGAGGCCGUUGAAUGCAUGCCGAUGUUUUUUGAGGUUGUGCACCAGCUGUUUGGGUCCGAGAUCAGCUCGGGUGAGUCCGCGCCCGUCGAGGAGGUCUCCGAGAAAGUGUCUGAAAGCGGCAAGAAAAACAUCCUACGCAAAAUAAAGUCGGGUCGAAGCAAGAAACCGGCUACCGUGCACGUGACUAACAAUAUGAGCUCGCAGGAGACCAAAAUGGUGCACGAUAUCUGGCUGUGGACGUCCAAACUCUUCGAAAAACAGGAGAUGGUGGAUGACGCGGAGGGCAGCGUGGCGGAGGCCGUCUCUGUGCUAUCUGAGACGUAUCUGACACACGCUCGGCUGGGGCAGCUGUACAUUGGGAUAAAUAACAAGCGGGCCCUUCAGGAGCUGGAGACUUCGCUCGACCUGAAGGAGGACGGCAAUGUGGAGGGUAUUCUAGGAUUCUCGAACCUCGUUCUUUUCGCAAACGACAAUUUGGUGUUUAUUAGCGAUGAGGACCGCAUGGCUGCGAUUUCGAGAUGCAAAAACUAUCUCGAGUCGCUGACGACCAACUACAGCUAUUUCCAGAUCAGCGACAUCUACUACGACCUGGCACACAUCUACGAGCUGACAGGCGACCGCGAGAACCAGGAAAAGUGUCUUACAAAAUGUGUGGAGCUGGCCGACAGCCAGGCAGUCCGCGUGUUUGACGAUAUUUUCUAG